ACAUGCAGACGAAUUGCUGGUUGAGAAUUGCGAGGCACCCAACUUAAACUUGAUGCUAGUUUUGCACGUGAAUUUCCGUUCACGUUCGCAAGUCAUUUGAAGAAAAAGUAAAACUUCGCGAUGAUGAUUUCACAGACGACUCGACUCCUCCUCCUUCCUUUACGGAAACAGCUUACUUGCACGGUUCGUGCAUCAGUAGUAGUGAUCCCAGUAAAAUCGUAUCACACUCCAGCGUUUUCAUCUAUUUUCAUCAGCCAGAGCAGAGUAUCAAAGCUUAUCGUCAAAGAUUUCAAUGUGAAAUUUUGUAGUUCAAGGCAGCUGAGCCUUUCGUCUUAUUCAAGGAAUGGGGCACCACUGGGUGGAAUUUCAUCUGCAGCUGCAGUAACAACCACCAGCUCUUCAGAAUUCAUUGAUAUACCUGCUCCUCCAGUGCCAACAUCAACAACAUUAGAGACACUAUCAGGUGCAGUUUCCUCAAGUAGUUUAGCAGAGCCCGCUUUUACAGAAAUCAGGUUGGGAGGAAUGUCCCCAAGUGGUCUGAUGGUGACAAUUCGGCAACUUUGCCGAAACGGUUUUCGGCAAUUUGCCGAAAUGGUUUUUGCCGAAUCGUCCGACAUUCCCAUUUCCCCUUACACUAAAUUUUCAUAA
This is a messenger RNA of Daphnia pulicaria, 648 nucleotides long. RefSeq lists its product as uncharacterized. NCBI's taxonomy places the organism in Eukaryota, Metazoa, Arthropoda, Branchiopoda, Diplostraca, Daphniidae. Bases 121 to 648 code for a protein of 175 amino acids. The record is from RefSeq and is a predicted model, not a curated record. The transcript is spliced from 4 exons.